This is a messenger RNA of Artibeus jamaicensis (Jamaican fruit-eating bat), 957 nucleotides long. RefSeq names its product olfactory receptor 7D2. The transcript has a single exon. Gene Ontology annotation, biological process: G protein-coupled receptor signaling pathway. Gene Ontology annotation, cellular component: membrane. The record is from RefSeq and is a predicted model, not a curated record. Gene Ontology annotation, molecular function: olfactory receptor activity; G protein-coupled receptor activity. Lineage: Eukaryota; Metazoa; Chordata; Mammalia; Chiroptera; Phyllostomidae. Bases 19 to 957 code for a protein of 312 amino acids.
CGUAGAUAUAUCAACUACAUGAAAGCAGGAAACAAAACAGAAAUCUUGGAGUUCAUCCUCCUUGGGCUCUCAGAGGACCCAGAACUGCAGCCCCUCCUAUUUGGGCUGUUCCUGUCCAUGUACCUGGUCACUGUGCUUGGGAACCUGCUCAUCAUCCUAAUCAUCAGCUCAGACUCCCACCUCCACACCCCCAUGUACUUCUUCCUCUCCAACCUGUCCUUGGUUGACAUCUGCUUCAGCACCACCAUAGUCCCCAAUAUGCUGGUGAACAUCCGGACACAGAGCAAAGCCAUCUCCUACAUGAACUGCCUCACUCAGGUGUAUUUUUCCAUGCUGUUUCCUAUCCUGGAUACUCUACUUCUGACUGUGAUGGCCUAUGACCGGUAUGUGGCCAUCUGUCAGCCCCUGCACUAUGCAGUCAUCAUGAAGCCUCAUCUCUGCAGCCUGCUAGUUUUUAUUACUUGGUUCAUCAGUGUCAUGACAUCCCUUCUCCAUAUGUCUCUGAUGAUGCAACUGAGUUUUUGUAGAGAUCGUGAAAUGCCACAUUUCUUCUGUGAACUGACACAGAUCAUCAAGCUGGCCUGCUCUGACACCUUCCUGAAUAAUGUAUUCAUAUAUUUUAUGACUAGCAUGCUUGGUGUCCUCCCACUUUCGGGGAUCCUCUUUUCCUACUCAAGAAUUACUUCAUCCAUAAGGAAGAUGUCCUCAUCAGGGGGGAAGCAAAAAGCAUUUUCCACCUGUGGGUCUCAUCUCUCAGUCGUUUCUUUAUUUUAUGCAACAGGCAUUGGGGUCUACUUCACUUCUGCAGUGACUCACUCUGCCCAGAAAGUCUCAGUGGCUUCAGUGAUGUACACCGUGGUCACCCCCAUGCUGAACCCCUUCAUCUACAGCCUGAGGAACAAGGAUGUGAAGGGGGCCCUGGGAAGACUCCUCAGCAGAGCAUCCUCUUAUCUGUGA